AUGUCUCAUUGGAUGAUCUUGCAACCAGACUUCGGGUUACAGUUACAGCGCGACGCCGUUCGUCCUCUUCGCUUCUUUCGUCUUCUUCCUUCUCACGCCCUAGCCACUGAACGCUCCUCCUCACCCACGAUCAUCAGACGCUACCUCCCACCUCCUUCUCUCCAUGGCCAUGCAAGGUGGUUACGAAAAGGUUUAGUGAUGAUAUCUGAAAACCUUUUGACAGUUGCCUCUCUUCUUCUCUAUUUGCCUCGUUUCUGUAUGCUUGUAUGCUUUGAGUUUCCCUGUUUCUGGUGUAUGGCUGGAUGUUUGGUUUGUAUGGCCUUUUGGCUUGAUGCAGAUUUAGGUUUCAGGUUAAGGCUUGAGCAGUUUGAUGGCUUCUGGUUUGAAUAUUGUUUGGAUAGCCUGUUUGGGUUUGAAGCAGGGCUUGAAAGGCUUAUGCAUGUUGCAGGUUAUGGUGUUUUGGUUAAGGGCAGUAACAGGUUUAAGCUUCAAGGUUUGGCUUUGUUAUGCUUCUUGUUUGGAGGCUGGACAUGUUAUGUGUUUUUCUUUGUGUUGGAGGCAGAACUGUGUUUCAAAUGUUACGGUUUAUAG
This is a messenger RNA of Vicia faba (fava bean), 591 nucleotides long. NCBI's taxonomy places the organism in Eukaryota, Viridiplantae, Streptophyta, Magnoliopsida, Fabales, Fabaceae. The record is from the annotation of a GenBank genome assembly.